AUGACAGUUUACAGUCCUGCUGCGCAGACUGCGCUUAUUAAAGCCGUGAGCCCCGUCUUCUUAACACCGUCUACACCGUCUUCUAGUCCGCUCACCCAAGAUACACCUCAGAUCAAGCGAGUAUUCGAACCGAAACGAAUGGUAGAAUCCUACGAAGACCUCGUCGACGGCGUCACACUUGGUUUGAUUCUACAUCAGCUAGAUCCCAGUUUUGACACAUCCGCGCUCGAGACAAGUUCGAACACCUCCCGACACCUGAAUCACAAGCGCAAUAUCCAGAACAUCUACAAGGGCCUUUUCCGCUACAUUCGACGUUCCGUCCCCGAGCUUGCUUGCCAGGCCAAGAAGUUCGAUUACCAUGCCAUUGCUGAGAACCCUGAUGCUCAGGGAAUUAGCCAGAUCCUGGCUGUUAUGCUAGGUGUUGUUAUCCUAGGCCCUCAACGUAAUCACUAUAUCCCCCGAGUCACUGGCCUCGACAAGCAAACGCAGGCGGAGAUUAUGCAAAUCAUCCAGACCAUACAGCAAGAUAUCAACGACUCACAAGGAGAUGAAGAAGUUGAGGAAGCUAUCGAAUCUGUCAUGGAAGCUCGAGACAUUGAUCUUCUUGUCGAGGAGCAGAAUGCAGCCUUGCGGUCACAACUCGAAUCGACCAAGAGGCAGCUAUCGGACUACUACACAAGACUUGAUCAUCUUCAAACAAGUCACGAAGAACUUCGAUAUGAAAAGGAGAAGAAUGACCGAGAGCUCGAAGUUCUGCGAAAAGCCACUGUAGAUGGUGCUAACAAUGCCGAGAUGAUCAAGAACCUGGAAAUUCAGGUACAUGAUCAAAUGGAGCUCAUCUCCAGACAUGAAGAAACGAUACGCAGAGAUGAGCGCAUCAAAUCGCAACUCGAGGCCGAAGUGAUAAAGCUGACGGACAAGUGCAAAUACGCUGAGGAGCUUCAAGACCAAGCGACCGAGUGGAAGCACAAAGCCGAGGACUUUGAGAAGAAGGCCAAUACCGCAGAGCGGUACAAGCAGAAACUCGAGUCCCAACAGCAUCUUGUCAAAGAAGUUCAGAACCUCCAAUACGAGAAGACUGAGCUACAAGAUCAGAUCAGAAUUCUGUUAGAUGAUCAGGACAGAGGCGCUCGCACCAGGAAAGCAGAAGACGAGUUGACCAAAAUGAUUACUCAGUCCGAGCAGCAUCUAUGGGACGAACGCAGCCAGAAGAACCAGCUAAUGAAGGACAUCGCGGCGCUUGAGGACGAAGUGAUUCGUCUGAGAGCAAGACAAAGCCAUGAUGAAAACUUCAUCAAGGAUCUCCAGGAGCAGCUCGAGAGCGGCGAAGGCGCUCAAAAUGCAGUGCCUGGUGCGCUGGGCAUGGCAUCUAGUCUUGAGGAUGAGCUUAACGACGCAGCUAACGAGGACACCCAGCCAGGCCAAGUGAACAUUCCCCUCGAAUUGUCCCGCCUGAAGGCCGAGAAUGAUUUGCUGCGCAGUACAGUUGGUUCCGGAGAUACUGCUCCACUCCGCAGGGAGCUUGACGAAGAGAAGAGGCAGCGUGCUCAUCUUCAGAAGAACUACAACGAUGUUUACGAAAAGCAUGCUGUUCUUCACGAUCAAAUGGAGGCUCUGAUCAACAACAUGACCGGCGAAGGGUUAGUCAAAGCCAUCAACGAUGCUUGCUCACCUGAAGGAACACACAUACUUACUGCCGACUUCUACAGGACUAAAGCAUUUAUUAACAUCAAGCAAACACUCAUGCAGUGCCAGUUUGAGCUGGAACAGUCUAAGAAGCGGGAGAAAGAUCUCUCUGCUCAGGUUGCUGACCAAGGUCGCGAACUUCUUGCUGCCAAAGCCCAGCUUUCUGCGCUUGACAAAGAAGGCGCCGAUGCUAUCAAGGAAAUCAAGAGCUCCGAUGUGGUUAUCAUCUCAUCUCUCAAGUCUGAGCUUGACCAUGCUCGGGAACAGCUCAGUUAUUGUACUUCGGAGAGAGAUGCUCAGCAGACCCAACUUGUCGAAGCACUUCUUGCCAAAGAUAAGCUGCGCAAGGAGGUUGAAGAGGGCAGGGAGCUGCAAGAUAUCACCGGUAGUGGUGACGGUGAUGCGCCCGAUGGCAGCAAGAAGGGUGAGCUGAUUGAGAAACUACGAAAUCGUCUCAGAGAAAUCCGUGAGGUGAGUUCUAGUGCUUUCUACGAUGCAAUUGUCCACGGCGAUGAGGACGACCAAGUGGUCCCAGUCGACAGCAAAUCGUCCAAGGAAGAUAAAGAUGAUUGCCAUUCCUUAGUAGAAUUUGGGUGCAAGGACGCAAACAUGGCCACAAUACCAUCUCCUCGAGCGCAACUGGAGCGAUCGGAGACAGAAAGGAUUGACCUACAACGUAAGUUGAAGGCCGCCCAUGACGGCGAGGCUGUGGCAGCACAAAAGGCCGCAAGUGAUGAAAUUAUCCGGAACCUCGAAAGGGAGAACUCUCUCAUUGCAUCAGCUUGGUAUGAUCUUACAAGCCGGCUUCAAAGUAACCAUGUCGUUUUGCAACGACGGCACGAAGCUCCACGGAGCUGGCUUAACAAGCAGAGGCAGAUGGUCAAUGGUCAGUUGCGCUUCCGCGACUCGCUCUACCUCUACUGA
Fusarium pseudograminearum CS3096 is the source of this 2610-nucleotide messenger RNA. RefSeq lists its product as uncharacterized. Gene Ontology annotation, cellular component: cytoplasm; centrosome. Gene Ontology annotation, molecular function: dynein light intermediate chain binding; microtubule binding. The coding region runs from base 1 to 2610 and encodes 869 amino acids. Lineage: Eukaryota; Fungi; Ascomycota; Sordariomycetes; Hypocreales; Nectriaceae. Gene Ontology annotation, biological process: cytoplasmic microtubule organization; cytoskeleton-dependent intracellular transport. The transcript is spliced from 4 exons. The record is from RefSeq and is a predicted model, not a curated record.